GCAGCACUCAGUCCAUAGUCUCAGGAAAAAAGCAAAACGACUUGGAACACUCAAGACAUAUCAGAAAACCACGACAUCGAACAUCGGAAUCAGGUCGUAGAGGUAUCGAGGAAUCCAAGCUUGGCCAUCGAUCAUCGUCGAUCGUGCUCUAGGCUCGAUGGACUCAUCAAGAAUCGCCCAAAAAACUUUUGAACUUGAAAACCAAAUUCAGCCUCUAGAACAGGAUAAAAUAUUCAGAUAUAACGCCGAGGAACAGAAAGCAAUCCAGAAAGAGGCACGAUGGAAGAAAGAUCCUCAUUACUUCAAAAAGGUUAAGGUCUCUGGUGUCGCUUUAAUCAAGAUGGUCAUGCAUGCUCGAUCAGGCGGGCAAUACGAAAUCAUGGGCCUCAUGCAGGGCAAGAUUGAUGGGGACACGUUUGUUGUAAUGGACUCAUUCGCGUUGCCUGUUCAAGGAACAGAAACUAGAGUUAAUGCGGCUAGUGAAGCUAAUGAAUACAUGGUCGAGUUCCUUGAAAGAUCAAAAAAUGUUGGACGAUUGGAAAAUGUUGUGGGAUGGUAUCACUCUCACCCUGGCUAUGGCUGCUGGCUAUCAGGAAUUGAUGUCAGCACCCAACUGACGAACCAAACAUACACCGACCCAUUUGUGGCGAUUGUUAUCGACCCUAACCGAACGAUCUCAGCGGGCAGAGUCGACAUUGGCGCCUUCCGCACCUUCCCUGAAGGCUAUACUCCUCCUUCGCUCGGAAAGAAUAAGGACGACGAAUACCAAUCAAUCCCGUUGUCUAAGAUCGAAGACUUCGGCGCCCAUGCUAACUCUUAUUAUGCCUUGGAAAUCGAACACUUUAAAUCUAGUUCAGAUUCUAAAAUCUUGGACCUCCUGUGGGAAAAGUAUUGGGUGAUGACUCUCAGUCAAAACACAUGGCUUUCAAAUCGUGUAUACACGACUAGUCAAAUCCAAGAAAUGACUGACAAACUAACAAAAUCGAGCAACUCGCUAUCGAGCAACAACAAGCGAAUUAACCUGAAGACAUUGAUACCCGCCAACUUGCGAAAUGUGAUCGACAACGAGAAUAGUCAUUCGAACAAUAACAGUAAUCCCGACAACUCGGUUCAACCUCAUUGCCAACAUCAGCUGUUCCAUGACGUCUUGAAAGACGUCGAAAAAUUGGAGGUCGAAAACUUGUGUGGCAUGUUUGGUCAGAUUAUCAAACAUGUCUUGUUUAACAACAAUUUUCAAAAGUCUCAGCUCGAGUUCCCUAUGUAAUAAAAACCCCUUGUUUAUUGUUAUUUGAUUGCCAUGUAAUGAACGAAAAAAAGAGGAGAAAACGUGUGGAUUAAAGGGGAGAUGAUCAUCCUAAAGGUUUGCGUUUAUUUCCAAAUCCAUGUACAUCCAAUCCUGUUUUCUUCUUUGAGCCAUUUGCCAUGGCCAAGAAUUGAUGAAAUAAAUAGCCCUCACAUUGCAGUUUCUGCUUGCUGCACAGGUGUACUGUUACCCAG
This is a messenger RNA of Puccinia graminis f. sp. tritici CRL 75-36-700-3, 1497 nucleotides long. RefSeq names its product COP9 signalosome complex subunit 5. Gene Ontology annotation, molecular function: metallopeptidase activity; deNEDDylase activity; protein binding. The transcript is spliced from 8 exons. Gene Ontology annotation, cellular component: cytoplasm; COP9 signalosome. The coding region runs from base 158 to 1264 and encodes 368 amino acids. The record is from RefSeq and is a predicted model, not a curated record. NCBI's taxonomy places the organism in Eukaryota, Fungi, Basidiomycota, Pucciniomycetes, Pucciniales, Pucciniaceae. Gene Ontology annotation, biological process: protein deneddylation.